AAAAAAAAAAAUAAAAACGCAUUUUUACACUUGGGCCUGUCCUUUUCUGGUCAUGGGCCAUGGCUUGAAGCCUUCGGAUCACCUCGUCAUCGUCCAGGGGCGGCGCCGCCGGAGGUAUGGCCGUAUGGUUGGUUGUCGUGGUCCGUCGCCCUUCUUUCCGGCGGAUAAUGGAUGACGACAAAGCUCUCGUUCGCAAAAGCUCAGUUCUUAUCUCCGCCUAUAAUUUAUUUAUUUAUUUAUUUUUUAUUUAAUUUUUAUCCUCGUGCUAGUCUGAAAACUGACAAGUGAUAAUCUUAUCCCUAACUUACAAUUACUCUCUAUCCUUUUAUCAGUUCUCAAUUUUUUCCCAUUUUAGGUGUCAACAAAGUCGUUGAUUAUUUAUUUUCCAGAAGAAGCAAAAAGGGGAUGCUUCAUUAUUUUUUCUAUCUGAUAAAUUCUAGCACUGAAGUAAGGAGUGGAACAUAAAAAUGCUGAACUUACUUGAUCUUAAGGGGUGUAAUAAGGCUUUAGCCUUUUGAAUAAUUCACACUUAUUAAAUCAUGGACAAGUUGCUUAUGGAGUAGCUGGAAAUGUUGCAGAGGAUCAGAUAGACAAUAGGAGUUAUUACUGUAAAGCAGUGAAUACCACAUAUUAGAAAUUUAGAAUUGUUAUGCUUAUACAUUGGCUAUAAGUUAUUGAACUAUUCGUUCUUAUUCUGCUUUUUAUUAGUUGAUUUACUCACCAGAGGAAAAUUGGCAGUUGAAAAGUAUGCCUGCUAAUGAAAAUUGCUUAUAAGUCCAUAAUCCUACAAGGUCUGGCUUCUGGUGUAGGUUUGGACAUGGUUAUAGUUCUUUUCAGUAGUUAUGAGGUUACUGGUAAGUUACCUUUCUGAUAAUAAAUAAUGGAUACAAAGGAGAUGUUAUCAAUGUCUGUAUGGCAGGCAAGAACAAUAACAUUCCUCUAAGAAUCAUUCUGAAUGCAUCAAUUACAUUCUUUAUCCACAAAUAUAACCCUUUGCCUUUCCUUUCUCUCUAUACUAACAUUCUCAGGUCUCUGGUCAAGGAAUUCCAUAUGCAGGUGCAUUUGCUGCAGGGCAAGCCACAGACUUCAAAAUGUUUGAGACUAUAAAUCGCAAACCAUUCAUUGAUGCAUCCAAUUCUAGUGGUAUUAAGUUGGAAGACAUCAAGGAUUAAAUUGAGCUAAAAGAUGUGAAUGAAAAGAUAUGCAAAUCUUUUUCCAGGAAUCCAGGUUCUUACAUAUUUUCCAAGUACCUACUAUAGCCCUGUUUGGAUAGAUUGGAAGUAGAAGGUCAAAUGUUAUAGUUCACUGGAAAGUGGAAAUGUUUAAUUGCCAUGAUAUGGGAGGCAUACUGAUAAAUGGUAUCAAUUUUAAGAAAUUUAAGCCUCCAAUGAAUGUUUACUGGAAAGGUAAAAAAAUUGUAAGCACAAUAUGAAAGUAGGGAAAUUCUAUCAUGCCCCAUUAGUAUAAUAAUAAAUAUUGUACGGAUGGUGGCAUUUUUCUAUAUAAGUAUUUUACGGAUGGUAGCAUUAUAGUAAGUAAAUUAUUUUCCCAAUUACUCACUAUCUGCAUAUAUAGUAAUUACACUAUUACUGUAAUAAGAGAAUAAUAUUUGCCUUAAAUACCAAAACAGGCAAUCAAACUAAUAAUUAUUCUAAUACAGCAGAUCGAUAUCAAAUUUCAAAUCUGUAUCUAUAUCCAUUUCUUACUCUUCUCUUAAUCGAAAAGAAGUGAGUCAUAUUAUUAGACUUCAUGUACCGUAGUUAGAAUUGCCUAUUUACCUUUCUUGAUUAUGAUUUGUGUGUAAUAUUUGUACUUGAAUAUUAGCAAGUUACAAUUGGUACAAAUUUAAUUCAAGUUACUAAUUAAAUUGCUAUAUAAAUUUAUUUUCCUUUCCGGGCAUUAAACCUGAGUUGCAAUUCUAGUACUAUAUUUUUCCUCUAAUUUCCAUUUUUGAUGUGUUUUAAAAUUUUUCUAUAUAUGAUCAAUUGAAUGGUUUCUAUCCAUUAAUGCUCAACAAUAUUUAUGAUUGAUAAUCUUGCGAAUUACGGAGUAUUCAAUUGAAAGUAAUGCACAUUGCACAAUGACGAUGAAUUAAAUGCAUUGUUAAUGUUUUACUCCUUUUGCCUAUAAAUAUUAUUGUAGUUAUUUCCUAUUGCUAUUAAGUUCAAAAACGAAAGGAUAGUAGGAAAAUUAGUAGUCUCACAAACAAGAUGAGCACUGAGGAUGGAGAAAAAUCAAGGAAAACCUUUGAUCAGAAAGGAGCUGAAGAUCAAAGUGUCCCAUUGUUCAAACUUUUCUCAUUUGCAGAUAGGUUUGAUGUUUCUGUAAUGAUCAUUGGAACAGGAGCUUCCAUGGCCAAUGGGUUGACACAACCAUUCAUGUCCAUCAUCUUUGGUGAGCUAAUAAAUUCUUUUGCCAAGGUGGAUCAAUCACAUGUUGUUCAUACAGUCUCAAAGGUCUGCUUUGAUUUUGUGUGCCUUUCUAUUUAUGCGGGCAUUGCUUCAGUUUUACAAAUGUUGUGUUGGACAAUUAUUGGAGAAAGGCAAGCUGCCCGUAUGAGGGGAUUGUAUUUGAAAGCAAUUCUAAGACAGGAUAUUGCCUUCUUUGACACUGAAAUGUCAACUGGAGAGGUGAUUGGUAGAAUGUCUGGUGAUAUCAUUCUCAUUCAACAAGCAAUGGGUGUAAAGGUUGGGAAAUUCAUCCAAUAUAUCUCAACCUUCCUUGGAAGCUUCAUAAUUGCUUUCAUAAAAGGACGGCUUCUCUCGUUAGUUCUAUCUUGUUGUCUUUCUGCGUAUGCCAUUCCUGGAGGAAUCAUGGCGCUGAUCAACUCUAAGGUGUCAAGUCGCAUGCGAGUUGUUUAUUCACGAGCUGCAAAUGUGGUAGGACAGACAAUAGGAGCAAUUAGAAUGGUUGCUUCCUUCACUGGAGAAAAACAAGCGAUAGAUAAGUACAACAACAACAUUAAAAUUGCUUACAGAUAUAAAAUUCUACAAGGUCUGGCUUCUGGUGGAGGAGCUGGUGCUCUAUUACUUGUAGUGUUCAGUACUUAUGGACUCGCCUUUUGGUACGGCAGCAGGCUGAUAUUAGAUAAAGGAUACAACGGGAGAGAUGUAGUCAGUGCCCUUGCCGCCAUUAUGAUUGGAGGAAUGGCACUAGGCCAAAUAUCCUCGUAUCUAAGUGCAUUUGCAGCAGGGCAACUUGCGGCUUAUAAAAUAUUUGAGACAAUAAACCGCACACCACAAAUUGAUGCAUCUGAUAUGAGAGGUAUCGAGCUGGAUGACAUGAUAGGUGAAAUUGAACUAAGAGAUGUGUAUUUUAGGUAUCCAGCAAGGCCAGAUGUGCAAAUCUUUUCUGGAUUAUCAAUGCACAUCCCAAAUUGCCAAACUGUAGCUCUGGUAGGUCAAAGUGGAAGCGGCAAGUCGAGUGUCAUAAGUUUACUGGAAAGAUUUUAUGAUCCUAAUGCGGGAGAAGUACUGAUAGAUGGCAUCAAUAUAAAGAGAUUCAAGCUCAAAUGGCUAAGAGAAAAAAUGGGAUUAGUGAGUCAGGAACCUAUCUUAUUUGCAACUACCCUAAAAGAGAAUAUAGCCUAUGGUAAGGAAAAUGCUACUGAUUUGGAGAUACGAACAGCCUUACAAAUUGCUAAUGCUGCCAACUUCAUUGAUGAACUUCCCAAGGGGCUUGAUACCAUGGUUGGUGAGCAUGGAAUGCAGUUAUCAGAUGAACAAAAACAAAGAGUAGCAAUUGCUAGGGCAAUUCUAAAGAAUCCAAAGAUUCUCCUCCUUGAUGAAGCCACAAGUGCUUUGGAUUUAGAAUCAGAACAAAUGGUGCAAGAUGCACUCAACAAUCUUAUAUCAAACAGAACAACUGUGGUUAUCGCUCAUCGUUUGACAACUAUACGUAAUGCUGACCUCAUAGCUGUACUGCAAUCUGGAAAACUUGUGGAGCAAGGAACUCAUGAUGAAUUGAUGCAAGAUUCUAAUGGGGCAUAUACCAAACUAGUCCAAAUGCAACAAGAAAGUAAGCAAAAACACAAUACACAACAAGUGGUUUCACUUGAGAGGGGAAGGACUAUGAUGGAUUCAGAUGAGUUUACUUGGUCAUCGAGCCAGAGAAUAUCUGCAGCAAUGAGAAGAUCAGUGAGCUUUUCAUCAUCAAGACAUUCUAUCACAUUUGGCUAUGUGAUACCUGGUCUAAUUAACAUUUGGGAACCUGAAACCAGAAAUGGUUGUGAAAAUGAAGAAGAAGCAUAUGAAAACAGUAGGGAGGAACAGAAAAUUACUUCUAUUAAGCGGCUUGCUGCUCUAAACAGACCAGAACUUCCAUGUUUGGUGCUGGGAGUAAUAGUCGCAUGUAUUCAAGGGGCAAUUUACCCUGUAUUUGGAUUCAUUAUCUCCAUGGCUAUUAAAGCUUUGUUUGAACCACCAUUAAAGAUGAUUAAAGAUUCCAGAUUUUGGGCACUCAUGUGUCUUUCCCUAGGUCUAGUUACUUUCCUAGUUUUACCUAUCCAGAAUUUCUUUUUUGGAAUUGCGGGAGGGAAAUUAAUUCAAAGAAUUCAGUCCUUGGCAUUCAAGAAGGUAAUCUACCAAGACAUCAGCUGGUUCGACGAUCCUACAAACUCAAGCGAUGCAGUUUGGGCUAGAUUAUCUACUGAUGCUUCCACUGUUCGGUGCCUUGUAGGCGACGCCUUAGCACUACUUGUCCAAAGCAUUGCUGCUGUGCUAUCAGCCCUGAUUAUAGCCUUUGAGGCCAAUUGGGCUUUAGCACUCAUAAUUGUUUGUGUUUUGCCAUUAAUGUCUGCAGAUUUGCUAGUGCAAACGUGGUUGUCCAAUGGAUCCAGUGUGGAUCCUAAGGUUAUGUACAAAGAAGCAAGUCAAAUUGCAAGUGAAGCAAUUGGUGGUAUAAGAACUGUGGCAUCUUUUUGUGCGGAAGAGAAAGUGAUGGCAAUGUAUCUGAAGAAAUGUGAAGUCCCGGUGACGCAGGGAGUUCAUGCUGGCAUUAUCAGUGGAGUAGGUUUUGCUUUUGGUUCUCUGGCAUUUUAUCUUGCAAAUGCCUUCUUUUUCUACAUUGGAGCUGUUCUGGUUCAACAUGACAAAGCAACAUUUUCCGAAGUCUUAAAGGUUUUCUAUGCAAUGACAACAUUAGGUCUCGGAGUUUCUCAAGCAUAUGAAAUGGCUCCAGAUGUAAACAAAGCUAAGGACUCUGCUGCUUCUAUAUUUGCCAUGCUCGAUAGAAGACCCAAGAUUGACUCUAGUAGCAAACAAGGCAAGAUUUUACCUAUUGUUUGGGGAGAGAUCGAGUUUGAACAUGUGAGCUUCAAGUAUCCAACUUGCCCUGAUAUCCAAAUCUUCAAGGACUUAAACCUGAAAAUUCCUGCUGGAAAGGUAUGUGCUCUCGUUGGCGAGAGUGGAAGUGGUAAAUCAACGGUGAUUAGCUUAAUUGAAAGGUUCUAUGAUCCCGAGUCUGGAGUAGUAUUAUUGGAUGGGGUUCCUCUUAGGGAACUAAAGCUAAGUUGGCUAAGGCAACAGAUGGGGCUAGUGAGCCGAGAAUCAGUACUCUUCAACGAGUCAGUUCGUGACAAUAUUGCGUAUGGCAAACAGGGGACUGUAACCGAAGAUGAGAUUGUUAAGGCAGCGAAAAUGGCAAAUGCCCACAGAUUCAUUUGCUCGUUGCCUCGAAGCUAUGACACUCGUGUAGGAGAAAGAGGAACACAACUCUCGGACGGCCAAAAGCAAAGAAUUGCAAUUGCAAGGGCAAUCUUGAAAAAUCCAGAAAUCCUUUUACUGGAUGAUGUUACAAGCGGACUGGAACCCGUCUGUGAAGACAUGGUACAAGAGGCGUUGGACCGGGUGAUGGUGAGCCGAACCACUGUUAUGGUUGCGCAUCGCCUAGCCACGGUAAGACGGGCCCAUUCAAUUGCGGUUAUCAAGAACGGAGUGAUUGCUGAAGAGGGAAGUCAUGAGGUGCUAAUGAAUAUUGAGAAUGGAGUUUAUGCUUCAUUGGUCUCCCAUCAUAUAGGUACAACUUAAUCAGAAUAUGUCUCUCUUGCUUUCUAAGAUCUCUUCAAACACAUUUGAACAACUAUACUCUUGGAAUAACAUCCCUAGAAACACCAGUUACUAUUUUGGGAAUCUUAGCAUUUGUUUGUAUGUGUUGGAGGAUUUAUAAUUGUCUUAUUACAAUCUUUUGGGGAUUAAAAUACAUUCUGCAUUUCAUGAAA
This is a messenger RNA of Ipomoea triloba (trilobed morning glory), 6217 nucleotides long. RefSeq names its product ABC transporter B family member 9-like. Gene Ontology annotation, cellular component: membrane. Gene Ontology annotation, molecular function: ABC-type transporter activity; ATP binding; ATP hydrolysis activity. Bases 2211 to 6026 code for a protein of 1271 amino acids. NCBI's taxonomy places the organism in Eukaryota, Viridiplantae, Streptophyta, Magnoliopsida, Solanales, Convolvulaceae. The transcript has 12 exons. Gene Ontology annotation, biological process: transmembrane transport. The record is from RefSeq and is a predicted model, not a curated record.